AUGUCCCGCAUCUGGCUCAUCACCGGCGCCUCCUCGGGAUUUGGCCUCGAGUUGGCCCGCGCUGCUGCCCGCCAAGGUGAUCGUGUUCUGGCUGCCUCACGAACCCCCGAGAAGCUCAAUGCACUGGUCUCGUCAGACAAGGUGAAGCCAGUCUACCUCGACCACAACCAGCCGCUCUCUCAAAUCCAGUCCGCUGUCAGGGACAUACUUGCCGUCCAUGGCACGGUCGACAUCGUCGUCAACAAUGCUGCAUACGUCCAGACCGGUAUGCUCGAGGAGGUCUCCCCGGAAGACACUUUACGCCAGUUCCAGGCCAACACCCUCGGUCCCCUGAACCUCUACCGUGCGCUGCUCCCUCAUCUCCGUGAUAAAGGCUCGGGUACUUUGGUCACGAUUGGCUCCAUGGCUGCCUGGUACCCCAUGUCUGGUUGCAACCUGUACAAUGCCUCCAAGGCGGCCUUGCGCUGUACCACCGAUGCCAACUUUGCUGCGUUCCAUGGUGCUCAGCUCGGUGACCCGGUCAAGGGAGCUCAGAUCAUCUAUGAUGUGGUCACGUCCUCCGGAGCUGCAGCGGGGAGGAAGUUGCCGGAGUUGCUUCCUCUGGGAAGUGAUGCCAGCGAGGAGAUCUCGAAGUCUGCAUCCGGGACAUUGGCAUCUGUGGAGGAAUUUAAAACCAUCAGCGCAUUGAGUGACAUUCCCAAAGCGUAA
Molecule: messenger RNA, 708 nt
Organism: Aspergillus chevalieri
Lineage: Eukaryota; Fungi; Ascomycota; Eurotiomycetes; Eurotiales; Aspergillaceae
Product: putative secondary metabolism biosynthetic enzyme
Exons: 2
Coding region: 1-708 (235 amino acids)
Source: RefSeq, a predicted model, not a curated record